Messenger RNA from Rhopilema esculentum, 2307 nucleotides. The record is from RefSeq and is a predicted model, not a curated record. NCBI's taxonomy places the organism in Eukaryota, Metazoa, Cnidaria, Scyphozoa, Rhizostomeae, Rhizostomatidae.
CAUCGGGGUUCUUCAUUGCUACCAGCAUCUUGUUGCACAUCUGGAUUAAACUCCGUUACGCACGCGUCUUCCAGCACCUACCAGUAAGAAAAUAUUGCUUUAUGACAGAGAGGUGCGUACAAAGGAUGCUAGUAGCAAAGAAACAAUGAAGCAGAACGCAGACAGCAAGAGUUAUGUAAAAGAACUAGAUAUUAAAGUAGGGGACACAGUUCUGUGUCGACAAGCGAAGCUCAACAAGAAAACCACACCUUUCAACAGUGAGCCGAUGAUUGUUCUGAAGAGGAAAGGCAGUUUAUUUACAGCCAGAAAUGCCACAAGAACCAUCACAAGGCAUAUUACAUUUUUCAAGAAGCUACAAAGGCUGGAUGAGAACAAGUCAAGGUGCGAAGGAGAUUAUACCACACAGCCACUUUCACCUGACACUGAUGAAAGAGAAGAAGAUGUCAUUCCACCAAAUGAAGUGCCAAUAGAGAGACCGGUGAGAAUAAGACAAGCUCCUGCUAGAUACAGAGAUGAAAACUUUCAGACUGAGUUUUAAUCUAACAAUGCAACAGACACAAUAGAACCAUGUUAUGUGUACUUUAUCAAUUAUGUUAUGUUAUGUUUUGUUUUGUAAUUAGGGGAGGAAUGUAAUGUUCUAAACGAGGCUGUUUGAUUAUGAGGUUAUUAUGAUGUAACAUCGAAGUGACAGAAGCACGUCUUUAUAUGUGUGUUACUUUUUGUCUAAUUGUGGACUCUUCAUGCACUACGACAUUUAUUUAGUCAUUUUGGUCUACCAUAUCAUAUCGUCACGGAUAAUGGAACACAAUUUACUAGUAAUGAAUUUGGAACAUUCCUACGUUUGAACAACAUACUUCACACAAAGACAGCACCUGCGCAUCCAGCAACGAAUGGACUAGCCGAACGCUAUGUAGGACAUUUCAAGACAAAAUCUACACAGAUGAAAGUAAGUAAUGAAGCAUUACCAGUCAGAUUAGAUAAGUUUUUAUUCACGUAUAGAGUAACGUCUACAACGAUUGGAAAGUCACCUGCAGAGCUGUUAAUGAAUCGACAACCCAAGACAAGAUUCGAUUUACUAAGACAGAAGAGUUUCCAAGACACAAAGCAACAAGUCAAGAUUUUCCAAGAUAACUCGGAGUUCAAAACUGAUUUCAAACCGAGUCAAGCUGUAUUUGUUUUAAAUAUUGGUAAAGGGCAAAGUGGUUACCUGGAUAAAUUUUGAAGGAGAUUAGCCCAAGAAAUUAUGAAGUCCAAGUCGAGAACAUAGUUUGGAAAAGACACUGCACACAGAUUAGACCAAGGUACAUUCCAACUAAUUUAAAGUGGACCUAAACUCUGUACGUUUAGGGUCACCUUGGGUAAAUCAAGGGUCCUAAAAAUGAGUAAAUUAUUUUUUAGUGCAUUCCAUAUUUGUGAAAGCCCCCAUCAUGGCUCCCAAAGUUGUAGAACCCUUCGUAUAUGACCGCGCAGGAAAGAAGCAUGGGCUCUAAUCAGUCGAUGACGUCCGCCCAGGAUCACACAAUAAUUUUUUGCGCGUUUGAAAGUGCUUAGUCAUUAGUCACGAUAUUCGGUGUGAAAACAGUGGAAGUCCUCGAUUUUUUCUUUUUGACGGAAUUCUAACAAAUAUCUCAAAAAUGUCUUCAGAUGAGUCUGAAAGUGACAGGCAAGGAAGUGAAUUCGAAGAUUUCGCAAGCUUUUUGGAAGACAUUGACGAGCUUGGCCAAGAUUUUGCGUCUGCCUACCUUGACGAGCCACUGGCUGAUGAGGAAUACAUGCGUCGGUUCAAUCAAGAAACGGCAGAAAGAGUGCAGAAAGAAGAAAAAUUAAAAAAAAGAUUUGAAAAUGCUUUCGAUUUAGAGAAUUGGUGUAAAUGCGGUCAUUGCUCAGUGAAGCUACUUCAAAAUCCCGAGGAAUUCCUGUGCUGCCAAGAAUUGGAAGGCUACAUAGAAGCAUUGCAAAGUGAGGAGGUGCAGAGAGAUAUUGCUGGGGAAAUGACUUGUGUCACUGACCAUCCAGGUUUCGCAGAUGUCUGCCUUAAAAAAUGGUGCUUGAAGCAAGCUGCUGACAAAUAUAAGACAAGAGCAGGACAAAAGUAUGACAAAUCAGGAAAGGAAAAAAGAUUUAUUUUUAUCUUGGUUGCUGAGAAGUGUCUCCCAUUGAGAGUUUACACGCCUUAUAUAUGGAAAAUUGGGUAACAAACGCAUUCCUUGGCCUGCAUGUGCAUAUGAUGCAAUAAGGACAACCUUUCCAGUGGAUGGUCCAUUAACAGGUUUCACUGAAGAAGAUGAACUCAUGUAAAGAAAUACU